Molecule: messenger RNA, 2041 nt
Organism: Toxotes jaculatrix (banded archerfish)
Lineage: Eukaryota; Metazoa; Chordata; Actinopteri; Toxotidae
Gene: c24h8orf74
Product: chromosome 24 C8orf74 homolog
Exons: 5
Coding region: 14-853 (279 amino acids)
Source: RefSeq, a predicted model, not a curated record
GUGUUAAACAAGGAUGGAUUCCCUCUCAGAGUGGGAGAUAGCGCAGGUAUCGAGACUUCAGAGGGAUGCUGGCGUCCAGAGGCUCAGCUGUCACUUCUCAUGGCCUGAGUUCUGCGAUGAACGACGGUGCUUCCAUCAGGAGUUUGUGUACGACGUCUCUAUGUUUGCCUCUGCCCAGGGCUUCCCCUGGUCUGAUGUAAUCCGGACAGCUGUGAUUGCCAAAAGCAUCUUCCCACAGCUGGAUGGUCUCGACACACCCGAUCUACUGUCCUUGCUGAGAGACACGUUGUCUGAGUGUUUACCAGACCUAACCCCUGUGCACCGACACAAGUUCACCCAGUUCCUCUCAGACACCUUCACCACUCGGCGGAGGCUUUUCCAGGCGACGGUGGGUGGAGCCGCAAACCUGUCCAUCACUGAGCUACACUUGGAGGUGCAGUUGCCGCCCACACCCUGCCCUCUGGCACAGGGCACAGAACUGCACCAGUGGGAGCAUCAGCAACAGCAAACCCAACUCACCUCAGCCUUGCAACAGAAGGAGGAGGAGCUGAGGAGUCUCCGCGAUGGGUUAAGGGUCACUCUGGGAGAUAUUCCUGAGGAUGUACAGCUGGACAAAGAGGGUGUUCUGGAUGUGGUCCGUGCAGCCGUGAGUGCCACUGAAGGCCAGAUGCUGUCGAGUCUGAACCAAGAGGUCUCACUGCUCAGUGACAUCCUGCAGCUCAAACUGCAGCAGGCAUCUUUAGCCACCAGGAGGCUCCACAAUCCUGUUCCCUCCAAUACAGGUCUACGUCCAGACACACCAGCAAAGACGAAAACACAAACAGUAAAAACUAAAACAGGACUGAAGCAGUAGUGAAUAAAGCUAAUGUAGAGGGAAAUCACUGCCAAUAUUAUUAUUUAAUCACACAAUUUUCAAGUAAAUGUGUAUGUGUGAAUGGACACAGAAGGGACAGUCCUGAAAACCGGUUUCACAUCAGGAUUUUUUUUUUUUUUUAAAAAGUCUCUGAUCCUGAAAUCCUUUAAUUUGACAGGAAAAGCUGCAAAGAACAGCAUCAUAAAUAACAUCAACAUAAACAAAACAAUAUCCACUCCCUUCAUUUCACACAUUUCUUUCACAGAGCUAAGUUCAGCUUGUAACUGCUCAUGCAUUCAUAGAUUCAACAUUCAUAAAUAUUCUGCACUGUGACCGCAGCUAACAAUAAAAAUAAUUUAAACAGAAAUUAAAUAACAUUCAAAGCACCUAGUGUAGAGGUCAAGUUAAGUUUAGCCAAUCAGGUAAUUAGUUUCUAUAACAACAGUACCUGAGGUAAAGCCUUUCAGUAAGUGAUUACAGUACAUAUUGGUGACCAGGUGGAGUGCAGCUCUUACUUAAAAGCCAACUGGUUUUUCAGGACGGCAGUAGUGCCCUCUAAGGCGAGCAUUUAUCUGCUACACACCUACAUACAGCAGGCUGGCAAAACCAUCUGCAUAUACACAUAAAAUACACAAACUUACAGUACAUUCAGAAAGAACAGAACAGAUGAGGAGGGAGAGGAAGGUGGUGAGAAAUAGAGAUGAUCACAAAUCUAAUCAACUACUAAUUAUCAUAUGAUCAAAUCUGAUAGUUAGUGGUUUGGAAUGUUCUUUGCCUCUGAUUUUGAGUUUUGCAUUUUAGUUUAAUUGUUGGUAUUUAUUUGAAUGAUCUCAUUCCUUGUAAUUGUUUGUUGUUAAUAUAGGAUUUUAAUAUUGUUGGUAGGACUCAGGUCAGACAGAAUUUUCUGAAGUGUAGCAGUGAAACCUCGCCUCCUUUCAAAUAAAGCUUUGUAUGGAGCUGCUACAGAAAGGCUCAGUAGGCUUGUGCCAGCUGGUUGGCUGUGGUGAUGUGGGUGAGCAUGGUCUGCACCAGCUCUGGGAGGUCGUACUCGUGCUUCCAGCCCCAGUCCCGCCUCGCUGCGCUGUCCUCUAAUGCCAUUGGCCAGCCGUCCGCUGAGAAAGGACAGGAGAGGUAUGUGAUAAAGGUGUCCAGCCUAAAUUCUUAUUUUGGAAUAACAUCAGUGUAACA